Cuscuta europaea is the source of this 1183-nucleotide messenger RNA. Lineage: Eukaryota; Viridiplantae; Streptophyta; Magnoliopsida; Solanales; Convolvulaceae. The record is from the annotation of a GenBank genome assembly.
UCUCCAAUUCAACCAGCUCAAACCAAUCAAUUAGAUAAUAACAAUACAUCAUUCUUGAAAUUGUCUCUUACAUCCUCCACCCAUCUACAUUCAUACAUAACCUUCCAGACAGAUAGCUGAACUGGGCAGGGUAGAUGGCUAGAAUGGGGGCAAAAGUGAUUGUUGUGUUUGAUUUUGACAAGACCAUAAUCGAGGUGGACAGCGAUAACUGGGUUGUGGAUCGCCUGGAUUUCACUCCUCUCUUCAACCACCUUCUUCCCACAAUGCCUUGGAAUUCUCUCAUGGACAAAAUGAUGAACGAGUUGCACGCGAAUGGGAAGACGGCUGAAGAUGUCGAGGAAGUGCUCAAACGGGUUCCGGUUCAUCCUCGCAUUGUCCCCACCAUUCAAUCCCUUUCUGCUAUAGGGUGUGAUUUGAGAAUAGUAAGUGAUGCAAACCUGUUCUUCAUCGAGACAAUCUUGAAACACCAUGGGAUAAGGGAGUGCUUCUCUGAGAUAAAAACAAACCCAGGUUAUGUGGACAAAGAAGGAAGGGUGAGGAUCAUCCCUUACCAUGACUUUCACAUUUCUUCUCAUGGCUGCAAUAAUCUUUGUCCUCCUAACAUGUGCAAGGGUAAGAUUAUAGAAGGAGUUCAAGACUCAUUGGCCAGUGAAGGUGAAAAAAGAAUCAUUUAUCUAGGUGAUGGGGUUGGUGAUUUCUGCCCCAGCCUGAAGCUCAAAGAAGGAGACUUUGUGAUGCCUAGGAAAUUCUUUCCAGUCUGGAAAUUGAUAAAUGAAAAUAGGAAGCUCGUGAAAGCAGAGAUCCAUGAAUGGACGGACGGGGAAGAGCUCGAGCUCGUCUUGCUUCGUUUGAUCAACAAGAUCUACAUAGAAGAAGACAACCAAUUGUUACCAGUUGAAACACUUGAGUUGCAGGCAAUUCAUAUCCUGUCACAUGAUACCAUUUCUAAAGCCAUUCCUGUGCCCUUUUAGUGUUGCCAUUGAGUAGCAUGUUAAGAAUGUUGUAAACUACUCCGUAUAUGACAAACGAAGUUUGUUGGUUUCAAAAAAGGUUGAAUGGCUAGUAGUUUGUCCCAAAGUUGAAGAUAUGUUUUAUGUAAUAUUGUACUUUCUAAGUAAUUCCGUCGGUUACUGUUUUCCUCUUAAUUAUGUUCACUUUUAAUUUCUAUUUUUAUAUACUUUUU